Messenger RNA from Sphaeroforma arctica JP610, 1437 nucleotides. RefSeq lists its product as hypothetical. The transcript has 9 exons. Lineage: Eukaryota; Ichthyosporea; Ichthyophonida. The coding region runs from base 1 to 1437 and encodes 478 amino acids. The record is from RefSeq and is a predicted model, not a curated record. Gene Ontology annotation, biological process: proteasome assembly. Gene Ontology annotation, cellular component: cytosol.
AUGGAAAAAAAAAAUGCAGAUGGUAGGCCUCAGCGCGCCGAGGAAAUAGAGCAGGAAGUUGGUCUUCUGCUCCUCUUCGCACUUCUAAGAGACCUGUUGGAUGACCAGCUUCCGUCAGCUUGCAAUGUUCUCCGAAAAGUUUUGGACGGCCUGUCUGUGGAUACACUGAUGACUGAGACGAACAUAGGUUUUCUUCGUUCUGGGCUUGCGUCUUCCGCUUCCGAGGUGAAACUGCUAUGUCUCGGUCAGAUCAAAAAAUUGGUGACCACAGAUAAACAUGUAGCACCACUUCAAGAGACAGAUAUAUUCGGCGAAGCGCUGGUAUAUAUCAGCCACGAAGAGUUGGCUAUUGCCCAGGCCGCCGCGGGCAUAGUGGCCAGCCUGGCGUGGACAGAUUCAGGCUUAGAGUAUCUGUGUGGGUCGGAGGUCACGGCUAUUCUGAACGAUCUCAUGGAUCCCGCUUUGCAUGACGAUGUGACCCGGUUCAGGGCCUAUGAUGCGGUGGUGGGCGCGGCGACGAUCUCCUCGAAGGCUUUAAGGAAUUUUGAACGCGUGCAUCUGCUGGACAGAGUCAAAGCCGAUCUGCUGACGGACGAUCCCUUAUUGCGCGUUAGCGUUGUGCAGUUGUUUGCAGAGAUGAGUGCUUCCCCCACCAUCUAUCAAUUUUUGGUUGAGAGUGGUGCGCUAUCCGAGCUAUCAAAAUCCGUCACCAACUUGGACGAUCCUUUGACAUCGUAUAUUCUCCCGAGCGUGCUUCAUUUCUAUGGAGGGCUCGCUAAUUAUCAGAGUGAUCAUUUCAAACAGAUAUUCAACGAGAACGAUUUUGCAAGGAUGUUUAAGUAUUACCUUGUGGAAUCGAAUGACAACAUGCUAAAGGCCACAAUUAUAUCCUGUAUCGGCACUAUAGGCCGGUCAAAGGAGGGGCUGGAAGUGAUGACUAGCCAUCCCGAAAUGCUAAUUUCCAUGCUUAAGUAUUGUGUGGGGACGCAAACAGAGUUGAGGAACGUGGCGCACAAUGCUCUAGCCUCUAUGCUGAGGUUACGUGAUCCUUCCGUUGACCAGUACCAACAAAGCAUAUAUGCUGGCCUUCCAUCACAAUCAGAGGCGGGGGGAUUCGUUGGGUACCUGCAACAGUUAGUGAGACAGCCCUUCGAAGACAUAAAGAUAUGUGUGUACAAUGUAUACCUAUCUCUGGCUGGCCACGACUGGGGACGCAAGGAACUUGUUUCUCAGCCGGGACUAGUAGAAUCUCUGACAGACAAGCGCAAUGAUGUUAGCCAUGAGGUUUCCUUAGCCAGAUACGAUGUGAUUGAUUUACUCUCCGAAACCGGCGCAGCUGAACUUAGUGAUAAGGCAUUAGGAGAUCUCAACACCGCACAGCAAGGUGGCAGACCUGGAACGAGAAGAGCUCAGCCGACUCUUGCCACUAUGACCUAA